CAUUGACUGAUUCACACUUUACUUAACGACUAUUUAUUAUUGAAACCAAUUAUUUAUAUAUUAAGAAACGUUUAGUCAAAUCGAGAGGACAUGUCAUCCCAAACGUCAUCAAACGUGGAGAAUCUGUCGCCACAAGUGAUCCGUCAGGUGUCCAAAGAGUUGGCACAACUCGUGUCCAAUCCGUUGGAAGGCAUUCGCCAAACGUCAUCAAACGUGGAGAAUCUGUCGCCACAAGUGAUCCGUCAGGUGUCCAAAGAGUUGGCACAACUCGUGUCCAAUCCGUUGGAAGGCAUUCGCGUUUGUCUUAAUGAAGAGGACGUGUCGGACAUUCAGGCGGUGAUCGACGGACCCGCCUGUACGCCUUAUUUCGGUGGAUGUUUUCGCGUGAAACUGAUUCUCUCCAAAGACUUCCCUCUCUCGCCUCCGAAGGGAUUCUUUAUCACCAAAAUAUUUCAUCCAAACGUCUCCAGGAAUGGAGAGAUUUGUGUCAAUACACUCAAAAAGGAUUGGAAAUCAGAUUUAGGAAUAAAACACAUUCUUCUGACCAUUAAGUGUCUGCUAAUCGUUCCGAAUCCGGAGUCUGCGCUCAACUCAGAGGCCGGCAAAAUGCUAUUAGAACAUUACGACGAUUACUGCAAAAGGGCUCAAAUGAUGACAGAAAUUCACGCCUCAAAGCAGAUGAAGGACUGUUUCGACGCCGACGUGUCCAACGCGUGGUGCAGUCAGUCAUCAGACUCUGUGCGCCGAUUGGUUGAGAACGGGACGGACAACGAGACGAGCGGCGGACCGAUACUGAAACGGCACGCGAACGACAAGAGUGUCGCCAAACCGAUGGCCACUUCAUUGACGCAAAAAAAGUCUAAUAUUAAAGAUAAGAAACGAACUCUAAAGCGAUUGUAGUUUAUGAUUACAUUUUAAGACAAAU
Molecule: messenger RNA, 925 nt
Organism: Medioppia subpectinata
Lineage: Eukaryota; Metazoa; Arthropoda; Arachnida; Sarcoptiformes; Oppiidae
Source: the annotation of a GenBank genome assembly